AUGCAGACAGCACCCAGUCCUCCAGUGUCCAGUCCUCCAGUGUCCAGGCCUCCAGUGUCUAGUCCUCCCCUGUCCAGUCCUCCAGUGUCCAGUCCUCCAGUGUCUAGUCCUCCCCUGUCCAGUCCUUCAGUGUCCAGUCCUCCAGUGUCCAGGCCUCCAGUGUCUAGUCCUCCCCUGUCCAGUCCUCCAGUGUCCAGUCCUCCAGUGUCCAGUCCUCCAGUGUCCAGGCCUCCAGUGUCUAGUCCUCCCCUGUCCAGUCCUCCAGUGUCCAGGCCUCCAGUGUCUAGUCCUCCCCUGUCCAGUCCUUCAGUGUCCAGUCCUUCAGUGUCCAGUCCUCCAGUGUCUAGUCCUCCAGUGUCUAGUCCUCCCCAGUCCAGUCCUUCAGUGUCCAGUCCUCCAGUGUCUAGUCCUCCCCUGUCCAGUCCUUCAGUGUCCAGUCCUCCAGUGUCUAGUCCUCCCCUGUCCAGUCCUUCAGUGUCCAGGCCUCCAGUGUCCAGGCCUCCAGUGUCCAGGCCUCCAGUGUCUAGUCCUCCCCUGUCCAGGCCUCCAGUGUCCAGUCCUCCAGUGUCCAGUCCUCCAGCUUUGAGUCAUUUCAUUCGUACCUUCUGCUGUGUUUAA
Clarias gariepinus (North African catfish) is the source of this 618-nucleotide messenger RNA. RefSeq lists its product as uncharacterized. Bases 1 to 618 code for a protein of 205 amino acids. NCBI's taxonomy places the organism in Eukaryota, Metazoa, Chordata, Actinopteri, Siluriformes, Clariidae. The transcript has a single exon. The record is from RefSeq and is a predicted model, not a curated record.